This is a messenger RNA of Phaedon cochleariae (mustard beetle), 1107 nucleotides long. NCBI's taxonomy places the organism in Eukaryota, Metazoa, Arthropoda, Insecta, Coleoptera, Chrysomelidae. The record is from the annotation of a GenBank genome assembly.
AUGAGCUUUGCUGUGGUGAAAUUCAUCAGUGAAAACAGUGACACUGAUGAAGAGAUUGUGUCUGAGAUUCCAAUUUCAUGGUUGACAAAAAAUAAUACAUUCUGCAAGUGGCCACCAGAAAAAUAUUGCUCUCUAUAUAUAUCACGAAGUUUUCCUCCUGAAGAAAAUUGGAUAGAAUAUCCUGUUGCAGUUGAAUAUAUAUGUGAUACAUUAACAGAGGCCAAGCAAAAGGCUAAGGGUAAUAUUGAGGUGGAAGAUGUUGGUAGGGGCUGUAGAACCAUCAAACCCCUAGAAUAUUUCAGCCCAGCUGAAGAAGAAGAAAAAGCUAGGGGGCAAAGAAAAAAGGAAGGAAAGACAGUUAGCAAAAAAGAUAACCCUAAUAGCACUGAGAGGAAUUACCAUGCCGAUUUUAUGACUUUCUUGAAUCGAGAGGCAAAUUCUGAAGAAACUAACCCCAUUAUUAAUGAAGACAGUGGAAGUGAUUCACUUUCUGAACAAGAUCAAACUUCCAAUUUGGACUUGCAGCCAGCAGUUGCCAUCAAUAAUAUACAACUCAAGAGUAUAGAGGGUACUGGUUCUUUAAUAUCAGGCCAUUCAUCACCCACUACUUCAACAGUAAAAGAUGACCAAAUGAAAAAGUUUGACGAAAAACUCGAUUCAAUCUGUAAUUUUCUGGCAACUCUGAAAUUAGACCUUGAGGAAAUAAAGGAAAAAAUGGAUACAAUGACGCCUCAACAAAAAUUUGAAAUAGAAAAAUUCCCAUUCCAACCUCCAUUCAAGUCCCUUACUGAGAUCGAAGAACUGGAACAAUAUCUUUCUAUUGAAGAACAGAGGAAAUGUUAUAUACAAUUCCUGAGAAAUAUUGGAGGAAAUGACCAUAAGGAUUAUACAACUAGGAUUUGCAAGUCAUUACUAACCAAUACUGUAGCAGAACUUUGCUCCUGGCUGGGAAGGAAGAAUAACUUUGCUGUAGGUCACCUACAGUGUACUAAUCUAGCAUUUGGUGUCGUACAUCAUAAAACAAGGUGCUCACGCAAAGAAUUUGAGACCGUUUUUUCAGAAUGGCUACGACAUGCCAAGCAGAGAAGGCUCAGGGAGAAGAACUAA